ACGACAUUUAGAGAUAGUGUAGACUAACUAAGUCAAUAAAAUGAAGAAAAUAUUAGUUUAUAUUUGCACUUUUGCAUUCGUUUCUUUUACUGUUGACUCAAAGAAAUUAGGAUCCGCCAAUAAGCAUUACAAUACCUGCCUAACUGAAACUAAUGUAUCUGAGGAUGACAUGAUAACAAUACAAGACUUAAUACAUGAUCGAUACAAAUCCGAAAAUCAAGAAAAAUUAAAUAAGAAUGGUUGUGUCCAACAAUGUAUAUUUCAAAAAAAUGGAUUAAUGGAAGACGCAGAAUAUAAGGUAGAAAAAAUGCAUACCACAUUCAUUGAGAAAACAAAUAUUCAACCAGGAGAUAAAAGAUUGGAAAGGCUGGAAAAUUGCAUAAACGAAUCAAAAGAUCUUACAGAAAAAUGUAAAAAAGCGUUCCUUUUUGCCGUAUGUUUUUUAAAAUCUGAACAAGAGCAUAUGCAUGAUUAUGGGUAUAGUGAAUCCGCAAAAUAGUAAAUACAAAAAUAACCGAAAUAUAAUUAAUAUGUUAAAAU
Molecule: messenger RNA, 540 nt
Organism: Trachymyrmex cornetzi
Lineage: Eukaryota; Metazoa; Arthropoda; Insecta; Hymenoptera; Formicidae
Product: pheromone-binding protein Gp-9
Exons: 5
Coding region: 41-499 (152 amino acids)
Biological process (GO): social behavior
Molecular function (GO): odorant binding
Source: RefSeq, a predicted model, not a curated record